Molecule: messenger RNA, 3781 nt
Organism: Phyllotreta striolata
Lineage: Eukaryota; Metazoa; Arthropoda; Insecta; Coleoptera; Chrysomelidae
Source: the annotation of a GenBank genome assembly
AUCUUAUCUCGUCACUUAUUUGUACAUUUACGCCAUUCUUAGUACUGAUAAAAGUCGACUAAUAUUUACAACCUUCGUUGAAUCAUUGCUAAAAUCACUGAAAACCUGAGCGUAUCCGAGUAAUUUCGAAUGAAAAACCACGAGAAUGUAUCGCGUCGCGUUUUUCCUCACCAUUUCCGCGCUUCUUCGCUUUUCUUUCGGCGAUUACCCGUGCACUAAUUACGUGGAUAUAACGGACGGCAGGCGAUCGGGCGACGAUAUAAUUAAAGAUGGAGUGACUUAUAGAAAAAAUGAUUCUUUCUCGGUGGGUGCGUCGGUGAAGGGGUGCAUUUGCAACGUCUUGCAGUGCGUUAGAAAGUGCUGUGAUCACGGGGAGACCAUGGACUUGAAUUUGAGAAAGUGCGUUUCAUCUAACAAGCCUUUGAGGAAUUUCUCGCUCUUCCAUAUCAUCGUCGUGCCGGAGAACGAGAUUUGCGAUGAUGUCCAGACCAAGGUGAUAUUGGAUCGGGAUUUUACGGUGAUUGACGGGAUGCUGGUUUGGGAGGAUAUCGCUUUCGCUUUGGAGGAUUAUUGCCUGACCAUGGAGGACGAUCAGUAUUAUGCAAUCGCAUGCUUAGAAGAAGAUUCGGGCGCUACUAGAUAUUUUUAUUCUUUAGCUAUUUCUAACGAACUUCCGCCGACAAUGAUCCUGCGGAUUCUCACGUUGCUAAGCAUAUCUGUGAAAGUGCUGUCGGUCGAGUUAGAUUUGUGCAAUACCGAGGGCACCACGCCGUACGCCAAUUACACCGAGGAAGCCACGCAAACGUGCCGAUGCACCGAAGCCAGACGAUGCAUCAGGAAGUGCUGCCAGCUGGGCUACAGCCUCCACCACGUCGAAGACGCCGCCCGCGGGAUAUACGAAUCCACCAACCUGUGCUACAAACGGGAGAACUUCACCCACAACUUCACCGUUCCGGUUUACUCCAACUACACGAAAUUGAGGGAAGAAAGCACCUUCUUGGUGGGCAUGCUGACUUGCAACCGAGACGAGGCGUUGCGAUACUUCAAACUCAACGAUAAAGAUCCCAACGAGAAGUAUUAUUUGCAAGGCAACGGCUCGCUGUUUUAUCCGCACUCGAAGAGGAAAUUUUACUUGAACGAUCGGUAUUGUGUGGACGAAAAGGACGGUUUGUCCGUCUAUUUGUGCUUCACGCAGAAAGACAGACGGAACACCUUGAGGCAAUUCAAUUCGAUAGGUAAACUGGAACAAAACAUGUCGAUCGCAACGAAUGUUCUUCUAUUGACAUUGUGCCUCCUGGAACCCGUUAAAUACGCGACGCCUUUGGAUUUGUGCGAUCUAAGUGGCACCGCCGUUUACGCGAAUUACACCAGCGACGUGACGUCGAGCUGCGGUUGCGGCGACGGGACGAAAUGCCUGAGGAAAUGCUGCCAGCUCGGGUUCUACCUCCACCACGACGAAUACCCCAUCGACAACCGCAUCGUGGAGGAAACCGUUUGCGUUAGAAACGCCUCGGCCCCGUUGGAUUUCAAAGUGCCCGUCUACAGGAAGCGCCACUUCAAGCGGUACCAGGACGACGGGUUCAUGGUGGGUUUGCUGCCGUGCAACAAGGGGCAGCGUUGGAAGUUCUUCCAGAUCAACAGCAGCGAUCCGAGGGAGGAGGUGUUCGUGCAGGAGGACGGGGUGCUGUACUAUCCGCGGUCCAAGCGGCGAUUUUACGCCAACGAUAGGUUUUGUGUGGACGAAAGGGACGGGUUCUCGGUGUUUUUGUGCUACAGUUCGAAGCACCAAGAGGUGGUCACUGUUUGGAAGGUAUCAGUUGCUGGAAUCAAUGAGGGAUUGUUCGAUGAUUGCGAUCGAAGGGACGCCUGUGUGAGGAGGUGCUGCGAGGCAGGUUUCGUGUUGAAAAACAAGACUUGCGUGGGAAACGGUUCGAACGGUACUUUCGUUGUAAGGAUUUACACGAACGAAAAGUUGCUGGGACUUCUGGACGAUCGGGCAGUGUAUAAGACAGGACCUUUGCAAUGCGCCGCCUUUCGGCUCAAUUCCAAAGGAUCCAAUUACGCGUACUAUUUGCAAGCGAACGGGGACUUGUGGGUGCCGGUUUAUGGAAUCGUCUACUCCAACGAUCGGUAUUGCAUGGACGAAAGUGGAAAUUUGUCGGUUUUUCUUUGCAACGGCGCAACGAAAGUGAGCCGAGUGGUUAGCGUCGCCGGUAUGAUCAUUUCUACGCCGUUUCUGCUGAUUACCUUCAUCGUGUACUUCGUGCUACCCGAAAGAAACAUACACAGAAGAGCUCUUAUGUCCUACGUGUUUACAUUGCUAAUAGCCUACAUAACAUUGGUUACAAUUCAACUUUAUACAGGGCAAUUUCCAGAUGUCGCUUGUCACAUCUUAGGUCACCUAAUUAUAUUCUUCUUUUUGGUGUCCUUCUUCUGGAUGAACGUCAUGUGCAUCGACAUGUGGUUGGCGUUUAGCGGAAUGAGGACUGUGUUGAGCAAGCAGACGGCCGAGAGGAAAAGGUUUAUUAUAUACUGUGUGUACGCCUGGGGGGUGCCCACGAUACACACUAUCAUCGUGUUUUUGAUCAACACCUACGGCGACCCGGAUGCUAGUUAUUAUCCGGGAAUAGGGAAAAGGCGGUGCUUUUUAGGAGAGGAAUUGCCGACGUUUUACUACUUCUAUUUGCCGAUGGCCAUCCUGAUAGGGAUCAAUAUAAUUUUAUUUAUCGCCACGACCGUUCGAAUACAGAGGAUCAAAAGGGAGACGAAGAUGCUGAAGCAUUCGGAAAGUAAACGACACUCUUACGAAGACGACAAGCAAAAGUUCAAUUUGUAUUUGAAAUUGAUGUUCGCCAUGGGCGUGAAUUGGACGAUGGAAUUGGUUUCCUGGGCCGUGGAUUGGAAGGUGAAGGAAACUCCGACGUUUGUUUGGUAUUUGACGGACUUCACUAACGCCAUGUACGGUUUGCUGAUAUUCAUGAUAUUCGUGUUCAAGAAGAAAAUCUGGAAGUCUUUGCAGAAAAGGUACUACGUAUUCGUUGGAAAGCCUCAUCUCGCUCACACCAUGACCCAAUCAUCUGGCCUGGGCACGCGCACCAGCAAUUACUCGACGACGGAAACGAACCUAAACUCCGACUACAGGCUCAACGAAAUGAGGAACAGCAAACCGGAGGAAUCCGGCCUCACGGCGGCCUAAUCUCCAGCCCUUUUAGGUCCGGGCUUGCGUUAUCAAUGCGAUCAUUGUGCCAUAUAUUCUAAUGUAUCAGAGCCAAAGAUAAGUUGGUGCUUAACGUCGGUAAACGUAAAUUCGAAUAAUUAUUUGUAAUUUUGUGUUGUUUUUUUUUGUUUUCAACGGCAGGACCGUGCCUCGGCGAUCGAGUAAUUCAGCCAAUAGUCAGGGCGGUGAAGUUUUUAACGGUCGGUUAUUACAGGUUUUUAAACGAAUUUAAAUUUACUGCGAUUUGUUUUAUUUUUAUUCAAUGUUGCAUGUACUUGAAAAUAUGUUUUUUUUUUGUGUUAGUGUUUCAAUUUUUCUACAAGAAAAAUUUAUUGUUUAAGAAUGUUUGGUAUACACUCAGGUUUUAUUCGAUAUACAUACAUAUGUAUUCACAUUUUUAUAAUUUGCUUCAUAAAAAAGCUACACUAUUUAUUCGCUUCAAAAAAUUCUAGCUUAGUAAUUUGAAUGUAAUCGAAUUUUGUCUAAUUCUACAUGUGCUUGUAAACAAUAGUGUUCGACCCGUAUAAAUUUCAAUUUUUCUGAAAUAAAUUUCUUAUAAUCUUA